GGAAUGCGGAGAAUCAAUCUGAAGUAUGUACAUGUAUACCUAUGCUGUCUCAACCAUUUACCAUGCUACUGAGAAGUACCAAAAAUCAUAAUAAAAAUAAGAAGAACAAAAACGGCUUCCCUUGGGCUGCUCUCGUUGGCUGUAAUUCCUGGGGGCUGGUAGCAAUCAGGUCAACCGCCUCACCGCGCCGCCCAACGAUGCCAUCAGUAUCUUUGUACACGACAAAUCGCAGUCGACCGGAUGGAGCCGUUAUGCCGUUCGUUCUCUCGGGAAUUCACCACUAGAGCUUCUACUGCAAGGGUGGCUCCCCAGCGCAUAGUACUCCGUAAUUGUGAAUCAUACUCCGUACUCUGUACACGUCCUAAAUAUAAUAAUAUCGAGUUUCUGCCAGUGCGAUCAAGUGGGUGGUUGGGAUGCAACCACACCGGUUUCUGAGCGAGCAUUUGCUUGCCAUCUUCACCCCCAGGCUCAGGCUCAGCUGGCUCCUUGGUCUCGAGAAUGAGAUUCAAACUGUGGCCACCUGCAGAAGUAUUCUCCACCGUCUAGCACUGGGCAUGCAUUAGUAGUGUGACCAUCCACGUCCUUAACUUGGAGAACGUGUCACUCAGCCCAUUGUAAAAAAAAAAAAAAAAAA
Messenger RNA from Aspergillus ochraceoroseus IBT 24754, 634 nucleotides. RefSeq lists its product as uncharacterized. The transcript has a single exon. Bases 63 to 284 code for a protein of 73 amino acids. The record is from RefSeq and is a predicted model, not a curated record. NCBI's taxonomy places the organism in Eukaryota, Fungi, Ascomycota, Eurotiomycetes, Eurotiales, Aspergillaceae.